Blepharisma stoltei is the source of this 573-nucleotide messenger RNA. The record is from the annotation of a GenBank genome assembly. NCBI's taxonomy places the organism in Eukaryota, Ciliophora, Heterotrichea, Heterotrichida, Blepharismidae.
AUGAAGCUAAGACUAAAGAAGAAAAAUUCGGCAAAGUCCCCCAAAAUCCAGAAAAUUCAAGAAUAUUCGAACUUACGUUUGUGGAAUCAUCUUUACUCUAAAGGAGACGUAGCUCAAAUAUUGGAAAAUUCUGACUCCUCUUCUUAUGCAACAAUAUUAAAAAUACUCUGAAACAAAAACAAAGAUCAAAUCCCGCAAGCCAGAAUCAGGUGGUUUUUCAAGCCAAAGGAUAUAUACUCAAAUACUGAAAUGUUCAGUCAAAAUGAAUUAUUUGACUCAAAUUUUAUACAAAAUAUUGAUGUCACUGCUAUCUAUGGGAAAGCCAAAGUACUCAGCUUAGACGAAUACUUGUCCCAUACCGAGGGGGACAAUAUAUUUUUUACUCGAGCAAAAUGGAACAUUAAAACUAAAGAAUUGAAACCUCCAGUACAAAAAUGAAAGAAAGUUUGUAAUUGCAAUCAGAUUUAUAACCCUGAUAGAGACUAUGAAAAGUGUAUGAAAUGUAAAAGGCUGUUUCAUAAAGAAUGCAUAGGGUGGAAAGAAGGAAUAGUUUGUGGAGAUUGUGAAGGAUAA